CUGCGUACAAGACUUAAUAUUGUGCAAGCAAAGGAGUCGCAAAAAGGAAUAGCUGUCUAUAGAAUGAAAUACGCCAUAGUAAUUGCCUGUGCCGCCAUAGCGGUGGCCAGCAUCAAUGCCGCCAGUGUGCCAGGCGUGCCAGGCGUGCAGCCGGGCGUGCAGCCGGGCGUUAGGGCAAUCGACAACCAACUCUACCGCCGUUAUGUGUGCGUUCAUAAGCCCGAUGGAUUCCGCGCUUUGGUCCCCGGAAGUUGCUCCCAGUACUACGAGUGUCAGUCAGGUGUGGCCCUUGUCAACGUCUGCUCGCGCUUCUUCGAUGCCAAGGCCCAAGGCUGUGUCAACUACAACACUGGCUGCAUUGAGUUUCAGCCUGCAUCGGCAAGCUCUCCUGUAGGAGGCUCGAUCGCAGCAGUGCCGUGUGCGGAGGAAACUACAACCUGUGCACCACAAAUCACAACUACAACAACAUGUACACCAGUUAUAACAACUACAACAACCUGCACGCCAUCUAUCACAACCACAACCUGCGCACCAACAACCACAACAAUCUGUACACCAGCCAGCGUAACAACCACAACAACCUGUGCGCCAGAAAUUACAACUACAACAACAUGUACACCAGUUAUUACAACUACAACAACCUGUGUACCAACAACCACAACAACCUGUACACCAGCUACGACAACAACAUGUACACCAGCUUCGACAACAACAUGUACCCCAGAAAUUACAACUACAACAACCUGUGCACCAACAACCACAACCACCUGUGCACCAACAACCACAACAACCUGUACACCAGCAAUCGUAACAACCACAACAACCUGUGAGCCAGAAAUUACGUCUACAACCACAUGUACCCAAGAAAUUACAACUACAACAACCUGUGCACCAACAACCACUCCAACCAGUGCACCAACAACCACAACAACCUGUACACCAGCAAUCGUAACAACCACAACAACCUGUGAGCCAGAAAUUACGUCUACAACCACAUGUACCCAAGAAAUUACAACUACAACAACCUGUGCACCAACAACCACUCCAACCAGUGCACCAACAACCACAACAACCUGUACACCAGCAAUCGUAACAACCACAACAACCUGUGAGCCAGAAAUUACGUCUACAACCACAUGUACCCAAGAAAUUACAACUACAACAACCUGUGCACCAACGACCACAACAACCUGUACACCAGCUACCACAACAACAUGUACUCCAGAAAUUACAACGACAACAACCUGUGCACCAACAACCACAACAACCUGUGCACCAACAACCACUCCAACCAGUGCACCAACAACCACAACAACCUGUACACCAGCAAUCGUAACAACCACAACAACCUGUGCUCCAGAAAUAACAACUACAACAACAUGUACACCAGAAAUUACAACCACAACAACCUGUACACCAGCUACCACAACAACUUGUACACCAGAAAUUACAACUACAACAACCUGUGCAUCAACGACCACAACAACCUGUACACCAACAACCACAACAACCUGUACACCAGCAAUCGUAACAACCACAACAACCUGUGCUCCAGAAAUAACUACUACAACAACAUGUACACCAGAAAUUACAACCACAACAACCUGUACACCAGCUACCACAACAACUUGUACACCAGAAAUUACAACUACAACAACCUGUGCAUCAACGACCACAACAACCUGUACACCAACAACCACAACAACCUGUGCACCAACAACCACAACAACCUGUGCUCCAGAAAUUACAACUACAACGACAUGUACACCAGAAACUACAAUUACAACAACCUGUGCACCAGCAACCACAACCACGUGUGCACCAGGAAUUACAACUACAACAACCUGUGCCCCAGCAACCACAACAACCUGUGCAUCAGAGACCACAACAAGCUGUGCAUCAUCAACAACGACAACGGAAUGUGGACCCGUAAACGGAGUCUCCGGUUCUUCGAAGGCGAGGCCAACGUCUGUAAAAGUGCGACCAGCGAGACCCGUGCGCCCUGCCGUUCGUCCCGCAUUGGAAAUCGAUGAACUGUCGGCUCCCCAAGCCCAAGAGCUAACCAUGUCCACCUAUACAAAAUACGUGUGCCGCAACAAGCCCGAUGGCUUCAUGCUGGCGUCCCUGAAGAGCUGCUCCGACUACUAUAUCUGCCGGUAUGGAAAGCCACUGUUGGUGAGCUGCGGCGAUAAAUACUUCAACGCUCUGAAGGGCAUUUGCGAUCUGCCCGAGAACACGCGUUGCGUGCAGCCCCAAGCAUAAAACUUCACGAUGACUUCCUAAACGAAAUCACCAACGAAUUAGCCUCUAAGAGCACUACCUGACCCCACCUUGAUAUUUGUGCCCGAUCGAUUCUUUAUCAUAUGUACUAAAAUUUCAAUAUAUGCAAAAGCUAAUACAAGCUAAAAAAAA
Messenger RNA from Drosophila mauritiana, 2412 nucleotides. RefSeq names its product mucin-2. Bases 64 to 2262 code for a protein of 732 amino acids. The transcript has 2 exons. NCBI's taxonomy places the organism in Eukaryota, Metazoa, Arthropoda, Insecta, Diptera, Drosophilidae. Gene Ontology annotation, cellular component: extracellular region. Gene Ontology annotation, molecular function: chitin binding. The record is from RefSeq and is a predicted model, not a curated record.